This is a messenger RNA of Spinacia oleracea (spinach), 2249 nucleotides long. RefSeq lists its product as uncharacterized. The transcript is spliced from 8 exons. Gene Ontology annotation, molecular function: protein binding. The coding region runs from base 290 to 1945 and encodes 551 amino acids. Lineage: Eukaryota; Viridiplantae; Streptophyta; Magnoliopsida; Caryophyllales; Amaranthaceae. The record is from RefSeq and is a predicted model, not a curated record.
CGGUAAUACGGUAUGCCUGAUUGCACCUUAAAUGCGCUAGUGAGUUGCAGAGUCAGUGACCGAAUUCUGCCAUUUGCAAAUAAACAAAAUGCAACUAUAUCAUAAAAAAAAUGCAACUAUCACCGACAGUUGACGAUCACCAAGUCAUUUUAAAUAACUUUUUUUAAGGACUAGAAAAACCCAAUAAGCUAAGAACAAUCUCCAAGAGUUCCAUCAUCUGUUUAAUUAAUUUCAACCAUUUUCCUUUAGAAAAAUUUAUCAGAAAGCACCUUAAUUUCUGGUAACCGAGAUGAUACCCCUAAAAUUAGACGAAACCAACUAUUUUCUCCGAUAUGGUGGAAAGGAACAUGUAUCAGUAUUGAAGUUAAAGGGUCUUCAUUCCCCCCAUGUCAAAGAAGAUGAUUGGGAAUUUGUAGAAACAGUUGGAAUAGGAAAUCAAUACAAACAUCAAUCGUUAGAUAUCUUUGGCCGUGUUAUCAAAGGCGAUGAUCUUAAGAAGUUAGCUUCAGAUCUUCUACAAUCACGUUUGUUGAUCAAUCGUGAGGGUUACUGCUAUCUGGAAUCUGAAAUUGUACCUUCUGCAUCAUCUUCACCCACUUCGACUUUGAGUUUUAGUAAUAUUCACUACUAUCGGAUUAAUGAUCUCUUCGGAUGGGCAGCGUACCAGGUGAAGCCUACAAUCACUAUGGUGUGGAACCGCCGUGAAAUAGAAGGAGGGAAGAUAGUAAUCGCAAUUAAAGGUGACACAAAUGUUGUUAAUAGUAAUAACAACGGGCCAAAGCCAAAGGUUGGAAAAGACGACAAGGAUAAUAGUAGUGAUGAUACUAAAGUGAAAGAGAGCUAUGAAACAAGGCUUAAGGAUUUGCUAGUUCAGAUGGAUGUGUUACAACGUAAGCUAAAUACGUUGCUCGAUUCAACGACAAACAAGAAUAAUCAGCCUUCGUCGUCGAUCUCGCAACCUUCGCCACCGGUUGCACCACCAACAUCUCUCCCUCAAAAUGGACACUACACAUUCAAAACGGAAGAAGAUGAUAAAGUACUUCGAUAUGGCCGAGGUACACAGCCGGAUCAAUUCGUCUUUCGAAUUAAAUCAUAUAGAGAACUGCUUAAAUCACUUGCAGAUUCCAAGUGCCGCGAAUUUGAAACCCCUGAAUUUAAAUUUGAAAAUCAAGAAUGGUUGUUGUCUAUCUAUCUUAAGGGCGAUCCAGACGCAAAUGUUGAUGAUCAUAUUUCUUUAUACUUAAAGAAGAGGCGACAUCCAACUACUCCUACUCAGAUGUUUAUGUUAGUCAGUUUUUUCAUUUAUAAUUACGAUCAAAAGGAGUACUUGACCGUCCAAGACUUAAAGGUCCAAUUAAUAAACGAUAAAUUUGACACAAAAGUUGGAAUCACACGAGCGAUUAAGAUAACAGAAUUCGAAGAUCCUAAGAAUGGGCUUUUAAGAGGUGACCGGAAGUGCAGAUUUGGUGUCGAGCUCAAACACUUAACAAGUCACCCCUCGGCUUCUCAGUUCAACGUGGUUCCCAGUUUAUACAAUCAAUGGGGUUACUUGAACUUCAAGCCAUCUUCAUAUCUCAACAUAUCUGAUUUGAAAUCUAUGGACACAUUCCAAGUUGACAUCUAUACCUGGAAAGUGCAAAUCUAUCCGACUGGAAGAGGGGCAGAGCAAAACAAGAGUUUUUCAGUGUUUUUGGUUUUAGAAGACGACCGCCCAAUUUCAAAUGGAAGACACUUAUUUGCUGAAUUUGAGAUCAUCUUGAAAAAUAAGAACAAGGGUCCUGAUCGAAGUAAACACCGAGUUGCCUGGUUUACAAAAUCAGAUCUCAUUCACGGUUUUGAAGACUUCAUUCCACUUGUCAAAUUCACUGAUUCUGAAUACACAAAAGAUGGUUCUUUGACUAUUCAUGUGCAUAUCAAGAAAUUGUUCAGGCAGGAAGACGUCUGACACAAUUAAUUAAAGCUCAACGCCACGGUGAUGAUCGACCGCAAGUAAUAGUCAUGCACGGAAGAGUUAGGGAGUGUGCGCAUGAUGACCGACAACAGCUUAACCCAUUAAGUUUAUGGGCUUUCCAAAAUGGUGGAUUCUUCUAAUUUUUUCUAUUUGAUCCGAAUUCAAUGUUGAUGUAAUUUCAAGACUAUUUAAUUGCAUGUAUGAACCAAAUAUGACCGGUUUGAAUUUUCUUUGAGAAACAUUAAGCUUUUCCUUUUUCUACGUAUUAUUAUCAAGUAAUUUCUCACCUUAUAUUGUA